Rangifer tarandus platyrhynchus (Svalbard reindeer) is the source of this 375-nucleotide messenger RNA. The record is from the annotation of a GenBank genome assembly. Lineage: Eukaryota; Metazoa; Chordata; Mammalia; Artiodactyla; Cervidae.
AUGCUUCCCCCAUGGGUGACCUCCACCGCUGGCCUGGCCCAGCUCGCCAGGCCUGUCAAAACUAGACUCCAGUCCUGGGUUUUAGGCUUUUGGCGAGGCUGGCUUGGAUCUGGGACUAGUGCUGGACGGCCCUGCUCGCGUCCAGCUUCCGGGACGCACGUGCUCGGUGACUCUCCAUGCCCCGGGGACAGAGAACGCGCCGGGUCGUCGGCACCAAGCCACGCCCCCAGGGCUCAGAGAGCUCGGAGGCUCCAGGCCUCUAGCCCCGCCUCACGCCACGCCCCUAGGGACGAGAGGCGCGGCGACUCCCGGCCUCUAGCCCCGCCCUACGCCAGGCCCCAGAGCGCCAAGGGGGCGGUGACUUCACGCCGCUAG